This is a messenger RNA of Paramecium octaurelia, 14069 nucleotides long. Lineage: Eukaryota; Ciliophora; Oligohymenophorea; Peniculida; Parameciidae. The record is from the annotation of a GenBank genome assembly.
AUGUUCUUUUCACAUUUAACACCACAUACAGUGGCAUCGCUUUAAGGCACAACAAUUUAGCAGCUCAAUCCAGCAAAGGACUCCAGUGGUCUAGCAAUAGCGAAUAUAUGCUUCAGCGAGGGCGUUCAUUAUUGGGAAAUCGUAUGCCCUUUUAAUACAGAAGGAGUGAAAGUAAGGCGUAGUCCUAAUUGCAGAUUGGCAUAUCCAAAUAGUAAUCUCCCAGCGAAAAUUUUGAGGGACACCUAUUCGAAUUUAAAACGACAACGCAGAGAGUGGUGGGUGUGCUUCUUAAUUUCAACGAGCAAUCACUGUAAUUCUACUUGAAUGGCAAUCUGAGCACUAACAAAGGCAUUCCAAAGGGCACUCUGAUUUCAGGUCCUUGGUACCCUUGUGUUAGACUAUCGCAAUUUGGGAAUUCGGUGCAUUUGACAAUGAAGUAUGAGGAUCGAAGUGUAGUAGAGCAAGUAGAACAAGUCUAGCUUUAGAGUUCGUAAAUGUAACCAUCGAAUGUCUCCUUCACGAUGAAUAAGUAUCGAUAAUAUGAUAUAGAUAGAAAUGAAAUUCACCAAUUGCAAGAUCGAUUAGUGUCGGUUCGAAAUUGUCCAUUGGUAGGCUAACAAAUUCCUAAGGCAGAGUUAGAGGUACUAAUAAAGAUGAAGUUGGUGAUGUGCAAAUAUCAGGAGGACAAUGAGAUAGUAUAUUUAAUUUUGGACGAGGAAGCAUCCAAGAAACUUAAAAGGUUAAGACAGUAUUUAAAACAUCAUGUGAGGAAAUUGAAGGAGAAAUUCGAGAGCAAACCCUAAGAGAAGGAGAAUGAUUAAUUAUUGCAGGAAAUAACGUAGAUGUUGCCAAUUAAUGAGGAGAUUGUUCAGGAAGAAAAAAAGGAUGAAUUUUAAUACAGAUAUUCUAUAGAACAAUGCAGAAUAGCGGAGAGAAUAAUUGUUCAAUUAAUAGAAUAAUUUGAAGAUGUUAGGAGCAUAGAGUCUGCAAAGAUGAGAUUGUUAACAUUCGCAGAUCAUCCUGCCACAGAAAACCCAUUCAAUGUUGUUGAAUAUGGAAAAUACUUACAACCAGGUUCAGGAGUUAAAUAUGCAUAUUGCGAUGAUGAAAUCAACAACAAUGGAACCAAACAUUCCAAAUUAAUAUUGCGAAGUGAAAUACAGGCUUAAGGUCAAAGAAUCCCAUGCGCAAGUGAUCGCUACUUCUCUUUGAGAAAUCAAGAUUAAAUAUCUAUUUACAAUGGAGAAGCAGAACUCUUUAAAGUCAUUGAUGUAGACUUGAGACAAUUGGGACCCUAUCAGAAAAACAAGAAGAAAAUUGAUGUUCAAUCAGAAGAAACACCCAGUCACAUAUACAAAAUAUUGGAAAACUAUAUUACUGGCGAAACUGAACAACUACCUUUGUAUGAUUAAGGAAUGCUCGAGAAAUUGGUUGCAAUGGAUUUCGAGGAAUCAGCAUGCAAAGAGGCUCUUAUUCAAACUAAUAACAACUUCGAUAAAGCACUUGACAUUGUGAGUACCAGUGGAGAAUGGCAAUGUAGUAUCUGCACUUUGGUAAAUAAGGAGACCAAUCAAAUUUGUGAGGCUUGUAAUGCUCAAAAACCAGAUGAACAGAUCGAGUAAUUUGUUAUCAAACAAUAAUUGUAAAUUCAAUAAGAUUUGGUUGAAGUCGACGAGAAUGAAGAGAUCACUUAAGAUUUAAAAGAUAAAAUUACUGAAGGUUCUAUUGAUUUUGUGACUGUUAUCCAUUGGAAUAGCAAUAACACCAUAUUCCCAGUUCUAGUUGCUAGUAUACACAAUAAAAAUGUACUCUCCAUUAAAUUCAUAUCAUAUUCAUAAAAGUAUUUGGAUCAAUUCUUUAUUAAUGACGAUGGCUAUUAUUGUGUAUUAACAAAUUGCUGGAGUAAAAAUAAGGAUUACUCAUUAUUGUUGCAAUCAGAAACAAGUAGAUAAAUAGUUGAAACUCUCGCUCCUCUGUACAGUAAACAUUGCAAGAAAUUAGAGAUGACUAAGGCUGAUCAUAAGGCAAUUUAAACAGAAUUUGAUAUCAAAGCCAUUGAAAGUGCUAUUUGGAACAAUCGACUCUAUGUCUUCUUGAUUGGUGAUCAAGCUAUAAGCAUUUAUGAAAUCACUCAAAAUUCCAAAAUUGAAUUCUAGAAGUAGAUCUUCAUUGGAUUCAAUUACAACUUACUCAUAUCCAAAACUAAGUGUCUCAUCUAUAGUCAAUCAAAAAAUUUCAUCAUUGACUCUCAAUUGAAUGUCUCUGAAAUUUAAGAACCCAUUUCACAUGCUUACAUCAAAGAUAAUAUCAUCUGGUAUCAAAACAACACUCAACACAAGUAAAUUGAAGACAAUUCUGAAAUCCUCAAGAAUAAUAUCAUUCAAAGUGAAGAAGUGCAGAUCUUCUAAACAGUUACCGAUGAUAUCCAUACAUAGAAAUUCAAUAUAGAAGAUAAUUUCACUCACAUCCACAUUAAGGCUGUAUUUGAAGGACCCAUCGAGGAACCAAAAUAAAUCCUAUUGAUGAAUAGUCCAUUGACUGUUAGUGAUCCAUAAAAACUACCUUUAACUGUCCAUUCCUUUAAAGGAGCCUCCUUUAAUGAUUAAACAUUUGUUACUUCAAUGCUAUUCGAUACCAAUAAACCCUUCUCUAGUAACUAUCCAAAGACUUAAUUCAUAUUCAGAAGUCAAUUUGAUGAAGCAAUGCUUGUGGAUCAUGUUAUCGUUAAAAGUGAAGUCACCAAUGUUUUCAGAGGAUUCCCAAUUGGAAUGGGAUUGAUCUUUAUUUCAAAAGAAGAGCAUGAGUUGAAUGACACUUCAGAAUUUGAUAACUUCGAUAAACAACAAUAUGAAAAGUGGAAAUCAACUCAUUAAAGUCUACAUGCAAAUGAACCAGUAGGAUACUUUGAAUUUGAAGCUGAAUCCAAAGAAGCCCUCUGUCAAUUGGAAGUUAUACGACCAUGCAAAUAUAUUAUGCUUAAACCAACCAAUUUUAGAAAAACUCCUCAUGAUCAUACAGCUCAUUUUUAGACAAACUCUAUUGAAAUCAAAGGUUUUGCUGCUUUCGGGAAAGAAAUACCUAAGACCUAAAGUGAGCAUUCAACUGUUGGAGCAAUCUAAGAAUGCUAAUUGUUGAGCUAACUUAGGAAAAGAAUUGAUUUGCCUGAUAAAUUGGCUGUUCAAUGUAAAUACACAGGAAUGAAUGGAUAUCCAAGCAAUGGUAUAAUUGAAUUUGACACCGUUUAUUCAGGGGAAUUCACUAUUAAACCACAUGAUGACUCGGAAUACAAAUUAUUAAAGGUGACUGUGACUGGUAAAAAAUACAAUAAUUUAUAAAUCAACCAAUUAGAUAGUCUGAUAGAAUAAGUAUAUCAAAAAAAACCAGGUGCAUUGACUGUUCUUAAUUUAUUUAUGAAGAAAGAAUCCAAAAAAGUGUUAGAAGUUAUUAACUUAUCGAAAUUCAUCCUUGGAAAUGUAUUAUCCCAGGAUGUAAACGAAUAAGUCACAGAAUUCUUCAGAUAACUCUAACAACACGAUGAAUUUCAUGAUAUUUUAUUGCAAGUGGCUCAACAGAUAUUUAACAAAAUUGAAAAAGUAGUUUUGACAGAAAGUGGCUUGGAAUAUUUCUUGGGAUUGAUUACUUAUACAGCCAAAUUUAAACCACAAGAAAUUAUUGAUAUUGCUAUGAAAUCUCUAUUGUUUGCAUUACAAAAGCUGAAAACAAUGCAACAUAAGGAUAUGUUCUUAUUUUCAACUAAAUAUGGAGGACCUUAAGGAUAAGUGCAAAUCCAAGAAAUUGAUGAAAUCUCAGUUGAAUAAAAUGGCAAUCAGAAAUCUUUAAUAUGCUAAAAAGAUCCUCUGUCUCAGAUUCUUAUUAUGCAAUUGUCAAAUAAAUAAUAAAUUAGAAGAUUUGAAGUCAAUCUUCUAGGAGAAUUUGAAAUUGAGAAAUUGUCCUUAAGAUUUUAAUAGACAUCAAACUCAGUCAAAUUUAGAGUGCAAGUUUGGGUAGAUAAUUUGGUAUUGGAUCAAGUUUACGAUGAAUGGACCUUUGUACAAUUCACAGAUUAUGUUCAUAAAUGUGCCAACUAUCAUAAUUACAAUUGUUUUCAUAUUGGACUUAAUGGAGUUAGAGCUCGUAAAUUAUUAGUGCAAUUAACUUUGGGAAGCGAUAAUUAUUAUUCCAAAUAAGCAGCUUAACUGUAGAUCCCAUAGAAUUACUUGACUGUCAUUCCAGAAUUCUACGGUUCUCUUUUAAAUGCUGAAUUGAGUCCAUUAGAUAUCACAGAAGAUUUUAGAUACAAGACUACCUUAUCAAUAGGAGAAACUCUCUACUAUGUGUAUUAAUCAGAUCAAUCUAUACUCAUGGACUCGUACAAUGUUAUUAAAAAGACUGAUUUGACUGAUCAUUACAUAGUGAUGUCAACUAAGUCAUUAAGGAGAAAUGCUGAUUAUUUAGAACAAGCAAUAUACAAGUUGUAAUCUGAAAUGCAAUUAAAGGAGAAAUGCAAAUUAGAAACUAGUCAUCUUCAGAGUCUAAUCUAGUAAACUCAACUUGAAUUUUUGAAAGUGGCCCCCCCAAGAAACUAUGAAAACAAUUCCAACUUCUUGACAGUCUUCUCAUCUCUUUUGAUGAGAAUGCUUAUUGUUAUAUCUGGCACAGUUCCAGAUGCAUUAGAAUUCAUUCACCUCAUCAUAUCUUUAGGAGAUUUGAAAGGAAUAACCGAUAUAGCUUUGUAAUUUAUUCAAAAGAAGGUUAAAAGUUAAAUACCCGAGGAACAAUGGAACCAAUUGAUAAUCGAAUAGUUUACAAGUCAAAACAGUCUAAAGAAAAAGUUGCUGCAUUAGUUGCCAAUACCCAUAUUGGAAUCAUUGUAGAAACUAAUUGAAUUAAAUGAUGACAUUCUGUAUGAUGCACUAGUAACUCAACUUCAAAGAUUGCCUUAAAUAAAAUAAACUGAAGACGGAAAUCCUGAACAUGAAAAGAUGUUAGGAUAUAUUCUUGACUUCCUAAUCAGUGAUACUAAGUUUAGAUUGAACUUAUUGUAAAAUGCAUUACAAAAAUGUACUACCCUUCAAAUCAAGAAUUCACUUAAUGAAAAAGUCCUAACAGAAUUAUUCUCAAGAGGAAUGUAGUACCCAGAGAAAUUCAAAACUAUGUUAGACCUUUUGUUCUAACCCAAAUAAUUGGAAAGUAGGUAUACUGAUUGGGCAGCUACACUCUUAUUGAGUGAUCAAAUUAAUAACAUUUUAUAGAUUGAGAAGGAUAGCUUGAUUUAUAUUUCAAAAUACCUCAUAUACUUCUGUUAAAUCUACAUAAAAAACAACGUAGAAAAAUUAACUAUUGAUAAUUUGCUCUUAUUAUUCGACUUUCUGACAAGGAGUGUAAAGAAGGUAAAUAAAUUAAAGACCAGAGGCAAUAACAAACAAUUAGCUGACUUUGAGGAUUUCUUGUAGAGAUAACAUAUCCAAAUCUGUUAUCCAGAUACAAUAAAUAGAUUAAUUAUCCUAUUAGAGAAAUCAGAGAAAUAUAUUACUUGGAAUAAAGUACUCAAGGUGAUAUUGAUGAUAACUCCUUAAUUGUAGAAUGAAUUGCAGAUCUAUCACAGAGUAAUUCAAUCUUACUUGGGAUGCAAAUAGACACUACUGAUGAAUGAAUUGCUGUAAUUCACAUUGAAUUUGGCAUAACAACAAGUGCAAUAAAAUCAGACAUGCUCUUAAAUAACCGAAGCCUUGUUGCCUCAUUUAAGCUAGAAUGACAUCAAGCAUAUCUUCAUAGUAUUCUCCUAAGAGGUAUAACAGAUCUAUUUGAAUAAUGUCAACAUUUUACUCAAAUACAUAGGAAUGUAUCUACCUUAUUUAGGAGGAAAGGAUGGAAUCAUCAAUGCUGAUAGUCAAAUGAUUGAGUAGUUGGAACUCUGUUAAUCAAUGAUCUAUUUGCUAUUGCAAAGUGAAUAAACACUUGCUUAACUAAAAGAGAGUCCAGACUUAAAUCGUUUGUUUGAAUGGUACUGUUUGAAUUCUUAUUCUGGGAACAAGUUGCAAUGUUAUGCUGGAUAAUUACUCAAAUAGGUGAGUGAUUCUUUGGAUUAAUUAUUUGAAUUAUUGCCAUGCAAAUAAUACAUGUUACAGCAACUAUUCCAAUAGCAAUAUUACAUAGAUGAUGUGAUAGUUAAUCAAUAUGAAAAUAAUUAGAUCACUUCAUACACUGCUUUCACAUACACAUCCCAGAUUUUGGAAGUGAUUCAAUAACAAUUUGAUAAAUAUUUAGUUUCAGAUGAUGUCGCAUAACAAUUCUAAUCAGACAUUUAUCAUUACUUAAUCAAUAAGAUCAUCAAGGAGAAACAAAUUACAUAGGUCUAGUUUUUGGAGGAAGAGUUCGGUAAUAAGAUGAAAGUUUUCAAUUUACCAGGACAAAAUGUAUCCAAUUAGGAUUGGCCUUUGCACAAGAAAGGAGCAAAGAGUAGAUUAGCUCUUAUCACUCUUCCCAAGGGAAUGAGGAGUGAAUACUAAAUGGUAUUCUAAUUGGAUAAUGAAAUUGAAAUCAAAAAUAUCAGAUUGGGUAUUCAAACCUUCACUGCUGAUUUUGCUGACAAGUAAUUAGGCACUCCAAGCAGUGUCCUAUUGGAAGUAGGAAAAUCAUUGGAGGAAUUAUAUCCAAUUGCUGAGAUGCAAUUAAUUAAUGACGAAUAUUAUUCACAAUACCAAGUCAAAGUAUUUUGUUACAAUUCUCAACUCAUGAAUAAGUAGCAAUUGCCUCCUGGUUAAUCUAUUAAAUUCAUCAGUUUCAGAAUGAGAUAACAAUAUGUAGAAUAAUUGGAUGUAUCCAAAUCUAUUAAAAAACGGUGUUUAGGCAUCAGUUUUAUUUCAGUUAUGGGUUAUGCUUCUAAUAGACAAAAAGUUGAUUUCAUCUACACAUUAUAAGAGAAGACUGCUAUCGAUAUUCUAUCCAAAUUUUGUAAACCCAAUUACCAAAAGACUUUGCAACAAUUGGCCAAUGAUUCCAUCGUAUUGGAACAACUCUAAAACAAUAUCAACAAGUUCAUGAAUGCUCUCAAUUCUUAUUCAUUUCAAUUGAGUCCUUUGAUAUUGGCGAUUGCUAAAUAUAAUCAUGAAGUAGGAGAUUGGUUAGUAGUCAAAUUGAUGGAAUACCCUGAAUAAUCACAUAGUAAAUUGCUGAGUUAAAUAAUAUUGGAAGGAGAACAUGUUCAUGAAAGAUUCUUGAAAUUGCACAACCAUCUAUUUCAGAAAUUGCUGGCUCUGCAGAUCAACAAUCAUCAACAACAAGAUCUAUUAUGGUAUGAAAAAUUGGCUUAGCAUUUCAUUGAAUCUUAUUGCAAUGUUCUCUUAUUGCAAAAUAGCAAAUUGAAAUAAAGGGAACUUUCACUGAAUAUUAGCAAAAAUGAUAUCAUACAUCUGAUUGAAUUGUUUUAAUUGUUGCAUAACAAACAUGCCAGACAUUUGUUAAUCAAACUAAUAGUAACAAUAACCUAUCUCCCACAUCCUUAUGAAUAGAUUGAAGAAGUUGAAUAGAUAUUGUAGUUUACUUUGGAUAAGAGUAGAACCUAACCGUAUUUCUUUGAGGUUCUUGGACCAUUAGCCCUGGGAAGUAGAGUAAGCAUAGAUUGGAUUAUAAAUCAGUUGGAUUCGAUUUUUGGUAAAUUUGAAUUGAACUACGUCAUCUAAUUCUUUUAUACUCUAUCAACGAAUAAGAAGAUUGCUGAUCAUCUACUCAAAUACCUUCUCCCUCUCUACAAUUCAUUAAUAGAAGAACCCUCAUGCAAAACCAUCUUGAAAUAAUUGGAUGAUAAAACAAUAGAAUUGGCAGCCAAAUUCAUCAGCUACAUGGUGUAGAAGUACCAUGCAAAAUUCAUAAUCGAAGCUUUGAUACGGGAUAUUGGCAGAUUAGAAGGAAAUAAAGAUAUGAAAUUCGUGAGAUCCUUGUUGGUUCCCAUUUUGAACAGUGAGGAUUACGUGUUCUUGAAGAUUCAAUUUGAAGAUUAAGCCAAAUUCAUCCUGGAUCCAAAGUUUAUUGCUUAAAAAUAAAUAGACAAUACUCAAUAACAAGAUGAAUUAGUAUUCGAAUCAUAAUUACUAACAAUUAAAUAAAGAGAUUAAUUAUUUACUCAUUUAAGUGAGACCUAUUGGAAUAAGGUUGCUUUUUAGAAAAAUGAUGGAGAUUCAGAUAUUUUGCCACAUUUGGAAGAUAAAUUCUUUAAUUCCACUCCUUAGAUGAUGGUCAUCAAUUAUAGAAUCAGUAAUGUGGAUAAAACUUUUAUCUUGUAUCAUAAUGUGAAAUGCACAAAAUCAGAUAAAUUAGACUUAACAUACACUUGGAAUCAAGGUAAAAUGAAAGUGUUCUAUUUCAAUGAAAAUAAUUUGCUUUUCAAUGAGGAAAUUGACAUCAAUGCCUUUAUUGAAAUAUAUGAUGAACAAGGAACAUUAACAUUCUAAAAUAAUGAUAAGGUAUUUUUGGAAAUUGAAUAUGUCCCAGGAGAACCAUCCAGAAUCAAUUUGGCAUCAUUUAAUCUAAAAGACCAAGGAAGCCUUGACAAUUUAAAGAUUGAAUACUAUGUUUCUGGAGUCAGACCCUAAAAAUAGAAGAAGACAUUACCUUAAAUUAAUAUACCAUAAGAAACUACUAGUUUACUUUUCCCUAAUUAUGAAACCAAUCAAUCUCUGCUAUAUUAUAGUGUUGUUCCAGUUUACUAAUUACCAAGUUAAUUAAAAUUGUGUGAAUUGAAACAAUUGAUCGUUUUCAACAAAUAUGGACUAAAACAAGAAUGCAAUAUAUUUGAGAACUAGCAGAAAUUGAGUGAGUUACCUACAAACUAAUAAAAUAUUAUAGAGUUGGUAAUCAAUGCAAGAGAGUUCAUUGAUAAUAUCCAACCUAAAACAUCAUCAUUCACUUAUCCAUAGCAAUUAACAAUAUUCCCCUUAUUUGAAGAAUUAAAUGGUGUAAAUGCUAUGUUAUCAGUAAUUAGAGAAGGAAUAGGAUAAUGGAAGAAUUAAUAACGAGCUAAUUCUUGGCUAUAAUUUUUGAAUGAAUUGCAAUCAUUCUGUCAACUACCUAACUUUUUCAAUUUGUUCAUGAAGAAUCAAUAAUGUGUAAAUUUAUUGUUUGAUUUAAUUGCUGGACCUCCUGAUUCAAGUAAUAACAAGAAAUUAGAAGAGGAGGAAUAGAAUGCUGUUAAAUUCAUUUAUACUACCCUAGUGAAUGUAUUCAGUGCUAGCAGUGGACCAGAAGUAAGAAUAAAGGCUUUGGAAUAGAAUUUAAUUAAACAAAUCCUAGAUAGAAUAGCUUUGGUUAGUAGAGAGACUAAGAGGGAAUUUAGAAAUAAGGUUGAGGAAUAAGUGGUUUAAGAAUCACCUUAGAAAAAUAAUUUAUUGCAGAAAUCAACAAAAUAGAAGAGAGGAGUAGGAUAUGCAAGUGAUAGUACUGGGUAAAAUUAGAAAUGGAAUACAAUAGAAUAUGUUGAGAAGAAAACCUAAAAAUCAUAAUAAUUAAUUGGAUUAUUGGGUAUAGUAGAGUCAUUCUUUGAUUUCUAACAUUGGCAUCCAAGUGAGGAUUUAUUACAUAAAUUAAAGAAUACAUUAUUUGAAAGUGCAUUAUUGCCUUUGUUAGAAAGUGCAUUCAGAAGUGGUUCACUUUUGGAAAUAUCAAAAGAAUUCGAUUUGUAUUGUAAGUAUCUGAAGAUAGUUCAAUCCAUGUCACAUCAUAAAGUAUUGGCCAGUGUUUUCUUAAAGAUUCCAGAAUAAUAUUAUCCUCCUUAGACAUAAUCAUUAUUUGAAUUGUUAAGUGCAUUGGCAGAUACAUCCAGAAUCUUUAUGAAUUGCAUCUAAAAUAAUAGAAAGAAGAAUGAAGAAGAAGAACACUCAUUUGAGAUUGCCAAAAUGAUUAUAGAUACUCAUAAAAGAAUGGAAAAUUGCAUUAAUAAGAUGAAUGAUAGUGGUAGUAGUAGCAAUGAAGAGGAUGAGACUGAAUAACUCAAGAAAUAGAAAGAACUAGCAAAUGUAUUGAUCGCAGAGAUUCUAUCCAAAAAAUUACCUGAAGCGUACAGAACUUUGUUGUCAGAUUUGAGAUUCAGUUACAUUGAUAUGAAAGUUGGUGGCAGAUAUAAACAUCAUUAUUCAGGAAACAUUUCAACUUAAAUAAAUCAAGAUAAAAUUGUAAGAUUAGCCUAAGAAUUUGCAGACAUGUCAACGUCCUUACCAAUUGAACACACUAAUGCCAUAUUCGUUAGAGCUGACAAAGAACGUGUAGAUGUAAUGAAGGCACUUGUUAUGGGUGCAAAAGGAACUCCUUAUGCACAUGGUGCCUUUCUAUUUGAUAUUUAUGCUGAUGAUUCAUAUCCGAAUGCUCCCCCUAAAAUGAAUUUAUCUACCACAGGAAAUGGAAAAGUCAGAUUCAAUCCUAAUUUGUAUAGUUGUGGAAAAGUAUGCUUGUCACUCUUAGGUACAUGGAGAGGAAAUGCAUCUGAAAAUUGGGAUCCUAAAAUAUCUACUCUCCUUUAAGUUUUAGUAUCCACUCAAGCUAUUAUUAUGAGUGAAGAGGUGUAUUUCAAUGAACCAGGCUUUGAAUAGGAAGCAAACACAGAGGAAGGUGAAAAGAAAAAUGAAGGAUAUUCUAAUAUUGUAAGAUAUUGCAACAUCAAAUAUGCUAUGAUAGACUAAAUUAGAGAUCCACCUAAAGGAUUUGAAACUAUUAUUAGGAGACAUUUCUAUCUUAAAAAAUAGGAGAUCUUGGAGGAAUGCAAUAAGUGGGUUGAACUUGCAGAUACCAAAGAAGCUGUAUAUACUGGAUUACUUAAUGAUCAUAAUUCCAGUUGGUGCAGUGAAUUCAAAAAGAGCAAGAAAGCCUACCAUAAGAAGUUGUCAGAAGCAGUUAAAGAAUUAGAGGAAGAAUUGAAUAAGAUAUAACCACCUUCAGCUGCUGAUUUAGAAGGAUCAAGAGUACUAAGAACUCACGUCAAGAAAUAACCUAAAGUAAAAAAUGUAAAAGAAGGAAUGGCCAAUCUGGAUGAAGUAGAUGUUACAUACACAAAGAUUCAAUAGAAGGAAUUCGAAGCAAAUGAUGAAAAUGUCUUAGAUAGAUGGAGUAGAUACAUUGGUGCUAUGGGUAUGGAUGCAGUCAAGAAAUAGGCAAAUAGUUGUGUUUUGGUAUCUGGUAUUGGAGCUUUGGGUAUUGAAGUAGCUAAAAACAUUGUAUUAUCAGGAGUCAAAAUGUUAACCAUUCAUGAUCAAUAAAAAUGCACUUAAUAUGAUCUUAAUGGUUAAUUUUUCAUUGAAGAAAAAGAUAUUGGCAAAAACAGGGCUGAAGUAAGUUGGGAUAAAUUGCAAUAGCUAAAUUCAUAUGUCAGGGUGAAUUAUGAAACCUCAGAACUCCUUAAUAUCGAUCUCACUAAAUACAACAUUGUAGUAGUCUGUGCUACAUAUCCAAAUGAUGUGUUAUUCAAAUUAUCUGCAUUAUGUCGUUAACAUAAGGUGAAAUUAAUUAUUAGUUCAGUGGAUGGAGUCUUCGGAAGAGUAUUCAAUGAUUUCGGGUAAUCUUUCAUUGUUGAAGAUAAGAAUGGAGAGCAAACUGUUGAUUAUAUUGUUAAAUCUGUUACUGAUAAAGGGGAGAAUAAAUUGCACUUUGAAAUCACAGGUAAACAUGAAUUUUAGGAUAAUGAUAUUGUAAUGAUUGAUAAUAUUGAAGGAAUGAUAGACUCAAAUGGAAAUUCAAUUAACAAAACCAUUUAAAAGGUGAAAGUAAUUAGUAAAUCAAUCUUGGAGAUACAAUUAAGUGGAUAUUCAAAAUACAUUCGAAAUGGAACUAUUAAAUUGGUUAAAGUACCUGUUGAAUUAUCAUUCUAACCCUACAACUAAGAAUUCAUUGAUAAACCAAUUUAUGAUCCAAAUAUGUCAGAAUACGAUUUUAUCAAAUUGCAAAAUACUGAACAUCUGCACAAUCUUUAUAACAAUAAAUAAGCAAAAGAUUAAAAUUUCGAGUCCUUAUUCAAACAUUACUCAGCUUAAGGAGAAUUCUCUCCUUUGUCUGCCUAUCUUGGAGGGUUCGUCUCAUAAGAAGCUAUUAAGGGAAUAACAAAUAAGUUUACUCCAGUUUAACAACUAUUUUAUGUGGAUUGCACUGAAGUGUUACAAAAAGAGAUAUCCAAAGAUGCUAAAAUAAGUGAAAGGUCCUUAAGUAGAUUCUUGGGUACUGAAAUAGCUGAAAAAUUAGAGAAAUCUAAAAUAUUCAUGGUUGGAUGCGGUGCAAUAGGUUGUGAAUUACUCAAGAAUUUUGCCAUGCUUAACUUAGGAGUGAAGGGAUCAAUUACAAUAACUGAUCCUGAUCACAUCGAAGUCAGUAAUCUAAAUAGAUAAUUCUUAUUCAGGGAAAAACAUUUAAGAAAGCCAAAGUCUUAGACAGCUGCUGCUGCUGUUAUUUAAAUGAAUCCAUAUUUGAGAGAUCAUAUAAUAGCAAGACUUGAUAAGGUUCAUGAUUCAACAGAACACAUAUACACAGAUUAAUUCUUUGAAGAUUAAGAUAUCAUUGCCAAUGCUCUAGAUAAUGUAGCUGCUAGAAGAUAUGUAGACAAACGAUGUGUAAAUGCUCGCAAGCCACUUUUAGAAUCAGGUACUCUUGGACCAAAAGGUCAUGUACAAUGCAUCAUUCCAUUUUAAACUGAAUCCUAUGGUAGCUCUAAUGAUCCUGUAGAAGAAGGUGAGAUUCCAUAUUGCACAUUAAAGAUGUUCCCAGAAGAGACUUUCCAUUGCGUCGAGUUUGCAAAGGAUAAAUUUGGUAAACAUUUUUCUGCAAGACCAAAACAAUUAAUAAAAAUGAUGGCAGAAGAUUACUUGCCCAGUCUAGAGGACAAUAAACCUUUGAGAGAAGGCAUCAAAUUAUUAAAGAACAAACCAAAUUCUUUAGAAGACUGUCUUAAGUGGGCAAGAGGGAAAUUCUAGAAAUAUUUCGUUAAUGACAUUAAAUAAUUGAUGUAUACAUAUCCAGAAGAUGCUAAGACUAAGGAUGGCAAUCUAUUUUGGACUAUGCCUAAACGACCUCCCAAGCCCAUUUAAUUUGAUCCUGAAAAUGAAAUUCAUCAAUAAUUUGUAUCUACCUUUGCUUUCCUCAGAGCCAAAAUGUUUGGUCUCGAAACUGAUAAAGAUUGGAGAACUAAAGCUUAUCGACUAUAAGUAGCUAAGUAAGCUAAUCUUAUCACUUUCCCUGAAUGGCAACCAAGUGAAGAAAAGAAGAAGGUAUUAAUUAAUUUGAUAAUAAUUUUAGUCUAUUUCUGAUAAGGUUAAAGAGCAAGGAUAGAAAGAGGAGGCUGAAGAGAAUGAAUCUAAUCAAGCCCAAAGCACUUAAGAAGAAACAUAACUGUUAUUUAAAUAAUUUAAAUCCUUAUUACCAAUCUCAUUAGCAUCUGAUGAAUUUGAAAAAGAUAAUGAUUAAAAUGGACACAUCGAUUUCAUUCAUUCAUUCGGCAAUCUAAGAGCUGCAAAUUAUAAAUUGGAACCUAUGGAUUGGCUAACUGUGAAGAUCAAAGCUGGACGUAUUGUACCUGCUUUGGCUACUACUACUGCUGUUGUGGCUGGCUUAUAGACAAUUGAGUUGAUUAAGACCUUGAAGAAUGUCUAGAUUUCAGACAUGAAGAACGCCUUUGUUAAUUUAGCUAUUCCUUUUGUGAAAUUGACUGAGCCAGGACUAGUACCUAAGAAGAAAAUCAAUGAAAAAGUCACUGUAACAUUAUGGGAUAUAUGGGCACAUGAAAUUACAAAGUCAACUACUUUCGGAUAAUUGUUUGAAAUUCUGAAUUAAUAAUAUGAUUUGCAUCCAAGAGAUGUUUUCUUGAAGGCUUAACCUGUGUACAUGGAGAUCAUGUAUGCUAAAAAGCCAGAAGAGAAAAAGCACUUCUUGGACCAACCAAUUAUUAAAGUUUUAGAAAUACAAGUAUAAUGUACCCUUAAUUUUAUUAGAAAUAUGUUGAUUUGACUAUCAAUUUCACAUUGAAUUAGGAGAGUUAAGAGAUUAUCAAGGGAAUACCAUAAGUCAGAUUGGCUUUGAAAUGAAAUCAAUUUUAUCAAAAC